This is a messenger RNA of Prorocentrum cordatum, 1641 nucleotides long. The record is from the annotation of a GenBank genome assembly. Lineage: Eukaryota; Dinophyceae; Prorocentrales; Prorocentraceae.
AUGGCUGCACCUUCUACCGCUGACCUCCAGGAGUGGGGGUCCCCGAGGGCCGCGACAGCGGCGCGACAGGAACUCUUGGGCCUCGUAGGGGGGGCACUUCCUGGAGAUGCUGGCGCUCGAGGGCGAUGGGCGGCGCUGUGCCUGAGGCGGGACGCCCGGGCACUGCUGGACUCGCGACCGCCCCACGGGCUGCGCGACCGCGACGUUCCGGAGGGUUUCGAGGGCUUCCGUAUUUUCGAUGCUGCCGUGCAGGAGGCCCUCAAGAGGGCCGAGGAUCGGGCUGCCCAACGGGCGGCGGGGCUCCCGCUUAACGCGAUGUUUGGCCCCUGGGAGGGCGGGAUGCCAGCAUCGCAGUGCCCGGCCCCCCCGCCCCCCGAGUCCACAGUCGUCACGGGGAUUGUGGCUGCUCUGAACGUGGCCGGGGCAUUCCGGAUGGGGGCUGGCAUGGAGACCGACAGCGGGAGAAUCGCGGCGGUCACAGCUGGGCUCCACGAGGAACGCGCGGAGUCGUUGCUGCGGCUUGUGCGUAAUGGCAAGGGGGAGGCGGAGGCAGCUGGCCCGGGCCGCCUGGCGCUGGAGCUGACCCUCCCGGCGGGCCCGGUCGACGGGGUCUUCUCGCGGGCGUCGCCGCUCUCGUCGCCGAAGUCGCCGUGCAGCAGCGAGGGCCAUGGGUCGCCGGGCUCCCCGUGGCCGCCGCCCGACGACGCGAGGCCGCACGGCGCGAGCGCGGCGCGCGCCCUCAGGACGGUGAUCGGCCUGCUGGGCCUCGACGUGCACGAGGCCGAGAGGGCCCGCGCCGCGGAGAAGUGGCUGCGCGCCGUCGGCCCCGGGGGGCCGCUGCACGCCGGGGUCGACGGCGCCGAGCCCCAGGUCGUCGCCGCUGGCGACGAUGGCGGGCACGAAAUGCGCUGGCAGCUGUCGGUCCUGUCCCACCUGCGCCGCCACCAGACCGUUGCGGAGGUUGGGGGGCCGCCGGGGGACCACUCGCCCGACUUCCAGGAGCACCUGGGCGUGGCGGAGCUGCUGCUGAGGAGGAUCUGCCACGCCGUCGGCGUGCUGCGCCGUGGGGCGCUUGCGGCGGAGGUCACCAAAUGCCGCAAGACCCUCGCGCACGUUCAGAGUCUGUUUGCGCAAGCCCAGCGAGCGGCCUCGGAGGGUGCCAGCCGUGACUCGGUGGGGGCUCAACUCCUGGUUUCCCUGGAGCGCCAGCUGGCCGCGCCGCCUGCAGCCCCUGCCGCCGCGCAGACACCCGCUGCCGCCGCUCCAUCUGCCCAGAGGGUCGGCAUCCAGCAGAUCUCCAGGCCGCUCGCCACCGCCCACAUGUCUUGGAAGCCUGGCCAGCUCGCCCACACCGUCCAGUACGAUGCGAUCUCGCAGCUCACCCAAGCGCAGGGGCCCACCCACUUCACGGACCACCUCCUGGCCGUGGAUUUGCUGCGCAUCUAUCAGAUAGAGGGCCCUACACGGGGCGAGCGCAGGGCACGAAGCACGUCUGGCGUCCUCUCGGCGGCCCCCGUCGUGGGCCACAUCCAGCUGCGGGCAGCGAGCCCGGGUAUUUACAUGCUGUGGCGCUGGCAGUCCGCGACGUUGCCAUCCGACUUGAUCGAGGGCAGAGGGAUCAGGAUCGCCGGCGUCGCUUAG